This is a messenger RNA of Polyodon spathula (Mississippi paddlefish), 3539 nucleotides long. RefSeq names its product ecto-NOX disulfide-thiol exchanger 1-like. The coding region runs from base 693 to 2810 and encodes 705 amino acids. Gene Ontology annotation, molecular function: RNA binding; protein-disulfide reductase activity. Gene Ontology annotation, biological process: ultradian rhythm. Lineage: Eukaryota; Metazoa; Chordata; Actinopteri; Acipenseriformes; Polyodontidae. Gene Ontology annotation, cellular component: plasma membrane; external side of plasma membrane. The record is from RefSeq and is a predicted model, not a curated record. The transcript is spliced from 15 exons.
GAGAAGCCUGUGCUGUUAGUGGAGAGGGUUAAUCUCUGGACACAUGUUAGUUUUGAAAUACUUGUUGCAAUUCUGUUGCUACUUAUUGUACCCUGAACAAAUGUUUCAAUCACGUCAGAAUUUCACGUCAGUGCAAAUACUGGCAUGCAGUUAUGUGUGUAUAGCGUUUCACGGUAAAGAAGAAAAGCAAAGUUUAGCUUGGAAACACAAAGUCAUUAUCAGAAACCUUCUUGAAACGGAACUUGUCAAUUUGAAUCGUUAAAAAAGAAUCAUCUAUGAUAGAUCAGCACUAACUGACGCCUUUCACAUGGACCCAAGAUGCGCAGCUUUCUGAAUGGCGUCAGCAAACCAGCAAUACAACAUGUGGACUACUGGAGACAUCUGAGUGAAUGUGAUCGCCUUGAUUAAAAACAAAGAAUACAUCUAAUAUAUUCUGUCACUUCCGGGACUAAUAACACAUGGCGGAUUAAACCAGUCUUAUUCUUAAUACUGACUACUGUUCACUACUGAAUCAUGACCACAAGCUGGUUGUAGUUACAAACGAGGAAAGAAAAAAACACACCAGUGAAAAUUAGCCAUCAUUAAUCACAACGCUGAAAAAAGUAGGGUUAAAGUUAACAUCAGAUUGUGUCAGCGUUAUAAAAAGAAUAAACUAGCCAAAACACAGACGAACAAUUAGGAAAGGUGAGAUAAUGAGACUGAAGGAAAUACAAGAAAAAAAACAAACAAAAAAAAAAAAACGAUGUGCACUCCCUUGUUGUAGACGUCACCUGGGAAACAGGUUCAGCACCAAGGAGAGAGCCUGCUUGCUGCCCGCCUGCUUCCGCUGGGAGCUCAGUGUGCAGCAAUGGGUCCCUGUCUGCAACAGUAACACAGGGAGGAAGCGCUCUGAUGCAAGCAGUGGGAAGCAGAACCAAGAAUCCUACAUCCCUGCCAUGGCUGGGGCAGCAGAUGGGUUGAGGAGUGAAGCUGUGGACCCAGCUCACAUCAGCAUGUCUGUAGCCGACCCCACAGCUUGGGCCACUGCUAUGAACAACCUUGGAAUCGGCCCUAUGGGGCUCACUGGACAGCACCUACUUUCAGACUCAGUCUGCUUACCGGGGUUUGAUCCUGGUCUGGGAAUAAUGACUGGCAUCACCUCAAUUAACCCUAUGAUGGCUGGAACGAGCUUGGUGCCGCCUCCACCGGUACCUUUAGAGCUCACGAUCAUCAAAGAAAUCAUUCACUGCAAAAGCUGCACACUCUUCCCUCAGAACCCAAAUCUGCCACCACCGUCGACAAGGGAAAGACCUCCAGGAUGCAAAACCGUGUUUGUGGGAGGACUGCCAGAGAAUGCCACAGAGGAGAUCAUUAGAGAAGUAUUCGACCAGUGUGGGGAAAUCACUGCCAUCAGGAAAAGCAAAAAGAACUUCUGCCAUAUUCGCUUUACUGAGGAGUUCAUGGUUGACAAAGCAAUCUACCUGUCAGGUUACCGCAUGCGGAUUGGAUCAAGCACGGAUAAAAAGGAUUCAGGACGCCUUCACGUUGACUUCGCUCAAGCGAGAGAUGACUUCUAUGAGUGGGAAUGCAUGCAGCGCCUGCUGGCCAGGGAAGAGCGGCACCGGCGCAAGAUAGAGGAAGAGAGGUUGCGUCCACCAUCUCCCCCUCCCAUAAUGCACUUCUCAGAGCACGAAGCGGGCCUGCUGGCAGAGAAACUCAAAGAUGACAGCAAGUUCACAGAAGCUAUUGCUGUGCUCGUCACCUGGAUCGAUCGUGGAGAGGUGAACCGUCGCUCUGCAAACCACUUCUACUCCAUGGUCCAAUCAGCAAACAGCCACGUGAGACGACUGAUGAAUGAAAAAGCAAUCCACGAAGAAGAGAUGGAGCUGGCCAAGGAGCGGUUCAGAAAUUCGAUGUCGGGAAUCCUAACGCAAUUUGAGCAGAUUGUGGCUGUUUUCUCCGCCGCUACCAGGCAAAGGGCAUGGGACCAUUUCUCAAAAGCACAGCGCAAGAACAUAGACAUUUGGCGAAAGCAGUGCGAGGAGCUGCGCAAUGCUCACAGUGAGGAGCUUAUGGGUAUACGGAGUGAAGAGGAGAUGGACAUGUCAGAGGAUGAGUCGGGGGAAAAUCCCAACAAGAAAAUCAAAAUCCAUGACUCAGCCUUAGCUGCUCAAGCAUAUGCCCUGAAAGAAGAGAAUGACAGCCUUCGCUGGCAGCUGGAUGCGUACAGGAACGAGGUGGAGCUGCUGAAACAGGAGCAGGGGAAGGUGUGCAGGACUGAGGAGGAUCACACCAAGGAGCAUCAGCUUCACUUUCUACAGCAGACCAUGCAGGGCAUGCAGCAGCAACUGGUGGAGCUACAAGGAGCGUUACAAAGGAAAGAAUCUGAGCUAGAACACGCAAAGGAAGAGCAAAGGUGUACAGAGGUGCAGCUCAACGCCUUCAAAGAAAAGUUACUGCACAGUAUGGAGGCUAUGAAAACUAUCAGCAGUGAGUCACAUGCUCAAGGAAUAAAUGGAUGCACAGGACAAGUACUUCACCACGAUAAAGAAAAGAACACAGAGAAACACGUUCAAGGACCUCUGAAAUCAGAGAAAGAAGCCCUUUUAUUGGGCAUAAUAUCAACCUUUCUUCAUGUUCACCCCUUUGGUGCCAACAUAGAGUAUCUGUGGUCCUACAUACAGAGACUGGAUGCCAAGGUCUCUGCCAGUGAAAUCGAGACACUCAUGCUGCGGCUGCCCCACAUGUUCAAACAAGAGUUCACGGGUGUGGGGGCCACGCUGGAGAAGAGGUGGAUAUUCUGUGGCUUUGAGGGAAUUAACACUGUCUGAUCCAGGGAAAUGAAUGGGCUUGUUAACGAGAAGCACGCUCCUGCAAGACUGCAGGUUUACGUACCUCCUGAUUGAGAUAUGUGGUUAUUGCACGUAGCGGUGUGCUUGCACAGCCCCAGCCUGGUUUUUAAUUACAUCUCUCUUGUUCCUUGUGAGUGAAGGUGUAGUUGUGCAGCAGUUAUUAAAAGUCUCCGUGUGUCGAAUCGAGACAGAUCUAUGUACUUGAAAACUCAUUCCAGAGUAACAGGGCUGGUCGAGUGAGAUAAUUGUUUGCUGGGUUUAGGAAUGAACAUGGUAAUGCUCAGCAGAGCCAGCCACCCAACCAUAAACUGUCACUAUCUACUGCUUUAAAAGGGUGUACUUUUGUUUUCUGUGACAGCUUUAAAACAGGAGGAAAUUGCCAAAAAGCUAAUAUGUGCAAAUGAGAGACCAUACGUGUUUUAAAUCCCAGACACACAGCGUCAAAUAGGAGUUGUAGACAGUUCCUCUGGUGAACGCUGAUUGUAAUGCUUCCUUCAGAGAUGCUGAUCUGUAAAAUCAGGUUUCCUUUAUUGUUUUCAUAUUACCCAGAGCUGAAAUAAAAAGAAACCACUGUCUUGUGUAAUAAUAAUACAUAUAGUAGCAAUGCGUGUUGUAAUAUACUGCUUUGUGAACUAGAUACAUACAUGUCAAAUCCUAUCAAAAACUUGUAUAAAUUAUUUUUUAUGAAAUAAAGUUUUUAUCAAUACA